Molecule: messenger RNA, 1422 nt
Organism: Entamoeba invadens IP1
Lineage: Eukaryota; Evosea; Mastigamoebida; Endamoebidae
Exons: 3
Coding region: 1-1422 (473 amino acids)
Source: RefSeq, a predicted model, not a curated record
AUGCUUGACAAAGAACUUCUCGACUCCCUUUUGUUUGAUCCGUCGUCCAACCUUUUGAUGUCGAUUUGUUGUAAUUUGAUAUACGACCCUAAGGACCCUUUUUGCCAAACAAACGCACUUUGUGUGAUGGAUUAUUUUAGAGCUAACAAUCGCCUCCAGGACUUAUUUAUUUGGGCAUUUCAAAAGGAAUUUUUACAGAACGGUAAACCAAACGACAUCACUGAAACAUACCCAUUCUUCUCCGCUUUUAAUUACCAAUACACUAUCGACAACUUUUUUGACUUCUGCAAAGAAACAACAAAAUCAUUUCUAUCAAAUAAGGACCUUUUGCACUCAAUCAAUAUUCAACUCUUUAAGGGUAAUACUGAAGAAUUCACCAAAGAGAUGAAUGAGGAGUAUUAUGUCUCUAUUCAGCAGUUACUCAAAAUUGUAUUCAUGUUCAGAACAGACUUUGAAAUUAACACCAAAUUGAUACCAACAGACUAUUUGAUGUUUUUGAAAGGCAUUUCCGACCUUUUGUCUGAACAAAAGUAUAAGGAGAAAGGCUUCACAAACUCGAUAUUUAGUAGAAUCAUCAAAUUGACUAUUAUUAACUUUAUGAAGAACAAGAGAAUGCUGAGAAGAGCAUUCCAAGACAUAGAUCAGGACUUGGAUGUCAUUUUGUUCAUCGCGGAGACGUUUGAAAAGUUGAUGACGCACUCGACGGAGCCAUACAUUCUCAACUUAAAUGCACUGGUGAAAGACUUCAAUGAGUUUGGACAGAUCGACGCACUCUUUGAACGAACAAGUUUUGCAAUAGACGAGGCGACACCUUUGAAAAACAUUUCUGUUGUUGAACUGGCAUCUCUCAUCAAGUGCAACAUAUUACCAGUGAAGAGAAUGCUACACCCAAAGAUUCGAGCACAAGUCGAUAAAGCACUUUCACUCAGCGCGACGUCAGAUAACGAUUUCGAUAUUUAUGUGAAUGUAUUGCACUCGUUUGAAGCGUUCUCGAGAAACUACUAUAUGUACCUCACUGCGGCUUUAGAUGAAAUUAAUACCAAAAACAGGCAAAUUGCUAAAUUGAAGGCAGAAUACGAGAAAACAAACGAAAUUUUGAGACAGAAGAAAGUAUACUCGAAAACACUGCAAAUGCGAUUGUACCAAUUACAACCGAUGACCUCCCCACGGUUUUCCGACUCGAAAAAAGUGACGAAAUCGGAGCGGUCGUUUUUGUCGAUCAAAUCGGCGAGCGGGACGACGCGACAAGCCGCAACGAUGUCAUCGCGCGAAAUGCGGAAGUCACAAGAAGUCGAGCGCAAAGCACAGAAAAAACUUUUGAAGGAGGAGAUCAAGAAGAAGGAAAAACUCGAGCGGGAACAAAAGAAGAAGAAGAAAGAGAUAGAAAAGAAGCUCAAAAAAGUCCAAGAUCCGCCAAAGUGA